This is a messenger RNA of Fopius arisanus, 3218 nucleotides long. RefSeq names its product WD repeat domain 59 (gene Wdr59). The transcript is spliced from 9 exons. Gene Ontology annotation, biological process: positive regulation of TORC1 signaling; cellular response to amino acid starvation. Gene Ontology annotation, molecular function: protein binding; signaling adaptor activity. The record is from RefSeq and is a predicted model, not a curated record. Bases 210 to 3116 code for a protein of 968 amino acids. Gene Ontology annotation, cellular component: Seh1-associated complex; vacuolar membrane. Lineage: Eukaryota; Metazoa; Arthropoda; Insecta; Hymenoptera; Braconidae.
UUUUGAUGGUCAUUGCGCACAGCAAUGGCGUAGUCCACUCCAAAUUCUCAUUUUUUUUUUCUUCUCCUGAACAUUGAAGAACACAUGCGUCUGCAUGAUUCUUGAUUUCCUCAGUGAGCAUUCGUGAAAAUCAGAAAUGAGAGGAGAGAGGUGGGAGCACAGGACAGUGUUUUUUUAACCUCGGAAAAUGGUGACGUUUAUUUGGUAAAAUGUUAAAACGCUGGGGCAGUGACUAUGUUGUCACGGAACACCGGGAUCUGCAGGCGAAUACUAUGGCUGUCGAUGCCACCGGCAGCUAUCUUCUUCUCGCUGGUCGAAGGUGUUUCGCGGUGAAGCAGCUGAAUGAGGGCUCCGAUAAUCUAAAGAAAUUUAUGAGACAGAGUAAAUAUGAAGUUGGAUCUGCUGAGUGGAAUCCUACGUUACCCAACUGUCAUUUGUGCGCUAUUUCGAGUAAUACUCGAGUGGAAGUCCUGAGCUUCGCAGAUGCAGGAGGACAAGAUCUCCAGACAACUCACAGUCUGCGAGCUCACACUCGAGUAGUGAGUGAUCUCAACUGGCACCCGAAGGAGCCAGACAUCUUGGCCUCCUGCAGUAUAGACACAUUCAUUCACAUCUGGGACCUGAGGGAUCAACGUAGGCCCUCUCUGUCCCUUUCAGCAGUAGCAGGAUCGUCUCAAGUGCGAUGGAAUCCCCUGUCCCCUCACACUCUAGCCACAGCCCACGACGGAGACGUCAAAAUCUGGGAUCAACGCAAGGGGAACAGCCCAGUGCAGUACAUAGCAGCUCACUUAACGAAAAUUCAUGGUCUGGACUGGUGUCCCUUCCAGCAGAAUCAAUUAGCAACAUCAAGUCAAGACUGUACAGUCAAGAUCUUUGAUGUAACAAAUCCCAGAAGGGCAGAGGGAAUUUUAACGACAAAUUCUCCAGUCUGGAGAGCCAGAUACACGCCCUUUGGAGAGGGUCUAGUGACCAUCGUGGUUCCUCAGCUUCGAAGGGGAGAGAAUAGUCUCCUCCUGUGGAAUACCUCGAACUUCAGUGCCCCGAUAUACACUUUCGUCGGACACACAGACGUUGUCCUUGAGUUCCAAUGGAGAUACCAAAAAGUAGAUAAUAAUGAUUACGAAUUGAUCACUUGGUCGAAGGACCAGUGCCUCAGAAUAUUCAAGAUUGAUCCAUUCUUGAAGAAACUUUGUGGUCAUGAUAUGGAUGACACUACCUCAGUAUAUACGCAGUAUUCAGAAGACACUAACCUGAGGAGUCUGAGAUCUCCUCAACAAAUAACACUCCAAGAUCCCCAGAAUGAACCUGAAAUGAAUUUCCCAUCGAAAUCAGAUGGACCAGUCAUUCAGAGUGAAAUUAUAACCGUGGAGAGCGAGAAGGAGGUGCCCUCUCCAACACAACCAAAAACACUCCAGCAAGAGUUCUCAUUAAUUAAUAUGAAUAUUCCUAAUAUUGAGCUGAAUGCCAUGGAUGCUGUGGAAAGAAGUUGUACAGUUACAGCGAGAAAUAAGAACUACAAUGUCAUCUUGAAAGUUAAUUUUCCUGGUAACUAUCCCUGCUCUGCCCAGCCAACAUUUCAAUUCUGCCCAGGAACUACUGUGGAUAAUACAACGAUGGCUAAAUUACUCAGGGUAUUGAAGCAGACAGCACAGCAAAGGGUGAGGAAGAAUAGAUCGUGCUUGGAGCCCUGUCUCAGGCAGUUGAUAACAACUUUGGAGCAGACCUGUGCCACUGAUGAGAGCGAGGUCAAUCACAUGGGUUAUAUUCAAGCGAAUACGGACUUCUUGGCUUCUUCCAAUAUUCUAUCGAAUUAUCAAGACACGUACAUUCCUUUUCCGAGAACGUCGGGGGCCAAAUUUUGUGGGGUUGGAGUGUUGGUGUGCUUUGGAAGAUCGACGUACAGUAGGAGAACGUCAGUGAAACCUGAUGGGAUCACCCCCAGGGCACUUUCUGCUCUGGCAGCGGCCAUUGGGAAUGGACCCUUUAUGAAUAUGUAUUCAGGAUCAUUUGGACAAUCUGCGGACAACAUGUCUAUCAGCUCUUUUUAUUUUCAGGACAGGCAAAAAACUGGUAGGAGGAAUGCGCAUGGUUCGAGUAGAACCCAAAGUAGGAGUUGCUACAAGAAUUUCUACUCUAUAGCAACAAUUUACGACGCCUCAUCUCUUUUCUUCGUGAAUAAAGAACUUGCUGAGAAAUAUAUUAUCAACGUCACGGAUAUUCCAGGGAUGUGUCAGCAUAAUGCCAAUGUAGCGGCUGCUCUUGAGAGGCCUGACCUUGUCCAGGCUUGGUACUUAGCUUCUCUGGUGAUAUCUUCACCCCUGUCCAAUAAUUCACAGAAUUCGUGUUCAAUGGAUAGUGUACCCCCCUGGCAAUUGCAUCCAUUCGGACAAAACUUAAUUCAUUCUUUAAUUCAGCAUUACGCCAAUCAAUCUGACGUACAAAUGGCCGCCAUGCUGAGUUGCGCUUUCACUCAUCGAUCUGAGAAUAACGAGAGUAAUCAAAAUCUUCUUAGUAAAUCCAUCAACAUCAGCAGGCUAUUCACUGGAAAAUGGUGGUUGAAGCCAGGGGGUUCACCCUAUCACACUAUUCAUCCAGCAGACACGAACCUCGAGGGUUGGAAUUUUCAAAAUCUCAAGCAAAAUCGUUCAAACUCGUGGUCUGACUCGUUGGAUGAUUUGAAACUCACUCCAGAGAGCUUUGGAGAAACCGGGAGAAAUCUCAAACUUCUCGAUGAGAAAAAUAAUACUUUGUAUGAUAGCUACAAAAAGGCUUAUGCAGAGGUGCUGCACAGGUGGAGGCUUUUAGACGCUAGGGCACAAGUUCUCAAACACGUCAGCUCAUCACAACUCGAUCCGAAUAAAGAUGUUGAGUUUCAGAGUGAAUGCCACCUUUGCACGAAGACCAGCAGGGGACCACAAUGCUCCCAUUGCAAAAGAUUGACCUUUCAGUGUGUCAUUUGUCACAUUUCAGUCAGAGGUCCGAGCAAUUUUUGCACUGUCUGCGGUCAUGGAGGUCAUACACAGCAUUUAGCUGCAUGGUUCACGAAAGAAAGUGUCUGUCCAACUGGUUGCGGAUGUUGUUGUCUGCAGGAAAGUACUUCACUACUUAAGAUGUAGAUAUAUGUAAUAUAAAGAAGAAAGACUGUAAAUUAAUUAUGUUAAUGAUUGGAUUUCACGUACUUCAUGGACAUUGUGGAAUACACAUUUUCUUACUGAGUA